Pomacea canaliculata is the source of this 671-nucleotide messenger RNA. RefSeq names its product 60S ribosomal protein L23a-like. Gene Ontology annotation, molecular function: structural constituent of ribosome. Bases 98 to 631 code for a protein of 177 amino acids. Gene Ontology annotation, cellular component: cytosolic large ribosomal subunit; ribosome. Lineage: Eukaryota; Metazoa; Mollusca; Gastropoda; Architaenioglossa; Ampullariidae. The transcript is spliced from 5 exons. Gene Ontology annotation, biological process: translation; ribosomal large subunit assembly. The record is from RefSeq and is a predicted model, not a curated record.
AUGCGGAAACGGAAACAUAGUUUGUAAGGUGUGGGUUUUCAAGCCGGGGACCCCGUGAAUUCGCUGUGUGAACCCCUUUCCGGUCUCUGAGAUCAACAUGGCACCAAAGAAGACCACAAAAAAGACAGAAAAGCCUGUCAAGAAGGAGGAGAAGGCAGCAGCGCCUGCUGCUGCUCCUGCAGCAAAAGAGUCUGCUGCGCCAGUAAAGGCAAAAGAUAAGGCUAAGCGAGCGAAAAAGAGGGUUCUUCAUGGACAACAUGAAAAACGGUCACGAAAAAUACGUACUUCUGUUCAUUUUCACAGACCUCGAACCCUGAGGCUGCCCAGGGCACCACGCUACCCAAGGAAAAGUGCUCCACGCGCCAACAAAUUGGAUGCUUUCCGGAUUGUCAAAUUUCCAUUGACAACUGAGUCUGCAAUGAAAAAGAUUGAAGACAACAACACCCUUGUCUUCAUUGUUGAUAAGCGUGCCAACAAAGCCCUGGUGAAACAGGCUGUCAAGAAGCUGUAUGACAUUGAGGUUGCAAAGGUCAACACACUCAUCAGGCCUGAUGGUGAAAAGAAGGCGUAUGUAAGGCUAAUGCCAGACUAUGAUGCCUUGGAUGUUGCUAACAAGAUUGGCAUUAUCUAAGCUGCUUUGUGAUGUUUGAAAUAAAAGUCUGGAAAAAAUA